Diachasmimorpha longicaudata is the source of this 2575-nucleotide messenger RNA. RefSeq lists its product as uncharacterized. The record is from RefSeq and is a predicted model, not a curated record. Gene Ontology annotation, cellular component: alpha DNA polymerase:primase complex. The transcript is spliced from 3 exons. Bases 65 to 2287 code for a protein of 740 amino acids. Gene Ontology annotation, biological process: DNA replication, synthesis of primer. NCBI's taxonomy places the organism in Eukaryota, Metazoa, Arthropoda, Insecta, Hymenoptera, Braconidae.
GGCGCCAUCGUCGGUUAGCCAGCUGCGAACUUCAAAAACCAUCUUCGUUUAUGAGUGUAUUUCCAUGAGCAACUCGGCCGAUGCAGACGUGAGGGACAAACCACUUAUCAUUCCGACAACUACACUCAAGGAGUAUUACACAAAAUAUUUUCCAAUUGAUGCUUUUUGGGAUUGGCUGCAUCCUAAAAAUGAAGACAAUCGCUGGCCACGAGAGUUCAGCUUCACAUGCUUAGAUCGAUGGUAUCGAUUUGAGUUUUUCGAAGACAAACAUCAAUUUCGCAAUGCCCUGAUUACGAGGUGUCCCCAGAGAAUCGACGUGGGUGCGACGUACAGACUCACCCACCGACCAGAUACAUCAAAAGUGAUUGAAAAAAAUUUUCCCAUAGACCACGAAUUAAUCCUCGAUAUCGACGCCAGUGAUUUUGACGAUGUGAGAACAUGUUGCGAAGGCCCAAAUAUCUGCGAAAAAUGCUGGAAGUUGAUGGCAAUUGCCUGUGAAAUACUCGAUGAAAGCCUGCGAACAGAUUUCAAUUUCGAAUACAUUCUCUGGACAUUCUCAGGAAGACGAGGAAUCCACGCAUGGGUUUGCGAUGAAAACGCCCGGAGUUGUACCAGCAAAAACAGGAAAUUUGUUGCCAAAAUCGUCGAUACACGAACAUGCGGUUCCAUGAAGUUGGGCUUUCCUCCGCGACUACAGAGGGCCAUCAACAUCAUCAAGCCUCACUUUGAAGAGAUCCUCGUGGAGCAGAUGAUUCUGGAUACUCCAGAAGGCACCAACAAUUUGCUGAAGCCACUGCCACCGAACGUUCGUGAUGACAUCAACCGCAUUUUCGUGUCGUGCACCAAUUCCCCAGAGAAACUGGCAGCCCUCCAGAGUUUUAUCGAUCAAAUAAAAAUAAAAGAACAGUGUUACUUCCUCGAAGAGAUUAUGAUUGGCUGCUGUUAUCCCAGGAUAGAUGUCCAAGUAACCGCCCAGAUCAGUCAUCUACUGAAAGCACCUUUUUCAGUUCAUCCUGGCACUGGGAGAAUUUCCAUUCCUUUUCGUCCUGACAAUGUUUGGGAGUUUAAAAUUCCAGAUGUUCCUGUAGUCAGUGCUGUUGUAGGAGAGUCUUGUGAGUCUAUCGAAAACAAGGAGAUCAUGAUGAAGAACUUCAACGAGGCCAGGUUGCACUUUGAAAACUUUGUUAAGGGAAUUAUGUCGAUGGAGAAGAGCAUGGAGAGGGUUGGAACGGGUUGGAAACUGAGGACUAAACCUGAUAGAAUGAGACUUUCUCACUGGCUUGCCAAAUUGCCUGGACCCAAUGGCCUCCAGAAGACCUUUACAAGUCGAUCAAUUGAAUCUUUUGAGAAAUCAGAGGAUAUAAACGAUUUCAGAACUUUGGAGAGUCAUGAUGACAACAAUUUAAAUGCCCAAAAAUGCAAUGUUCAGGUUAUGCCGGUUGAUAACCGUCAGGUUUUCAUGAACUUGGAAGAAUGGCAAGGGAACAUGGUUCCAAGUAGUGAGUCUGGAGCAGAGGAUCGAGCGAGAAAAAAUGGUCAAUCCAAUUCGAAGUCUGGAUGGACACAUCACGUCAUGGACAAGGUUUCAAGAGAACAAGAGAUUCCAGAAGUUUAUGACGUUAUAGAUAUCUGCGAAUCGUCUCCAGAAACAUCAAGAGUCUCAGAGGAUCGAGAGAGCCAGGACAUCAGAGAGUCUGCAAUGGGUUGGGAGGAAAGGACUGAUGCCGGCGAGUUGGCUUUAGACAAGUGCAACGCUGAUGGACAAAGUUCUGAAGAUCAAAGAUCAAUUUUGGAGGAUGAUAGAACAUCACCGAUGGCAGCUGGAACUGCUGGGUCUUCUGAGGUAGCCUUAGCAGCAGGGGAUGAAGUGAUUAGGUCUGAAGACACUGCUGACAAUUCAAGUGAACAGUCUUUCACGUCUGGAACUUCAGUUGAAGAAAUUGAUGACGUUCCAUCGGAGCAACAGACUCAACAACCCUUUGAAGUCAUGAACGUCUUCACAUCAUCUGAUGAUAGCCUCGUUGAGCAGAUUACGUUUUCUGCCAGUUUGGAAGUCGAUAGCCCACCGGUUAAAAAUGAAUUUGAGUCUUUUACUGCAGGUCCAGGAAGAAUUAAUCGAUGUCCUAGCAAGAGAUCAGUUUCUCCUCUGACUUGUACGAGAUAUUCACCCAAGAGAAGACUGUUAGAUUCCCCGGAGAGUCAUGAAGUUGCCGGGAGUGAUCGAUCUUGUCGAUCAACUUUAGAAGAAACGUCCAAUUUCCAAUGGGGGGUAAAUCCCUUAUUAUGAGACGUGGAGGAAUAAAAUGAGAUUUUGUAAAUAGCACAUGGCAAGACAAAAAUUGUGAAGACAUGAGAAAUUUAUCAUGAAAAUCGUCUGCGAAUUUUAAUUCAUCAAAUGGAGAAAUAUAGCCUGAUCAUAUACACCUUUAUUUAUAUACAAAUAACUAGAAAUAAGUUCAUAUUCAAGUUUGUAAUAAAAUUGUUAAUCAAAUAUCCCUUUUAUUUUGCUCAUAAUUUUCUAAUUAAAAAAUCCUAAUAGUUUGCACAAUUAUCAUUGUCUUCAGGAAGAAAUAGG